Pristis pectinata (smalltooth sawfish) is the source of this 2090-nucleotide messenger RNA. It is a transcript of the gene tmem200ca, whose product is annotated as transmembrane protein 200C, genome duplicate a. The transcript is spliced from 2 exons. The coding region runs from base 240 to 1805 and encodes 521 amino acids. The record is from RefSeq and is a predicted model, not a curated record. NCBI's taxonomy places the organism in Eukaryota, Metazoa, Chordata, Chondrichthyes, Rhinopristiformes, Pristidae.
UCUGGUCCGAGCUUCGCCUGAGUCGCGGCGGGUCGCUGGGAAUGGCCGGCGCUGGCGGAGGGGCCGCGUGUGGCAGCGUCCUCCCCUGACGGGGCUCCCCGGAGAGCGGAGCCCCUCGGAACCUGCGGAGAGCGCAGCCCGGAGACCCCCCCGAGAAAGGGCCAGCCUGCUGCGCCCUCCAUUUUGAAGAGCCACUUUGUCGGCAGCAGCUUUGGAUAUAGCUGUUAAGUGGAUAUAUCAUGAUAGCAACAGGAGGGCUUCUUCGAAUUUCAGCCAGGAGACAAGAUUCCUCUCGAUCCCGUAAUCAUAUUAAUAAACGAAAAAGGAAGGUGAAAAAGAAAUGCAAAAAUGAUGUGGUGGUUGUCAAAGGCAAAUUAAAGCUGUUUUCUAUUUCGGGACUAAUUGCUGCAUUUGGAAUCCUGGUUCUGUUGGUAGGGAUUGCAAUGGCAAUGAUGGGCUACUGGCCCAAGGACAGUGACAUUUUUGAGACUAUUACAGUUCAAUCUCACAAUACCACUAAUAGCACAACGCUGGAGACAACAACACUGGAGGUUAUUUCUAAGUUUUUAGCAAGCUACUUGCAUUCUGAAAAGCUGAAGGUUUUAGGACCCCUCAUAAUGGGAAUUGGUAUAUUUUUGUUUAUCUGUGCCAAUGCAGUUCUUCAUGAAAACAGAGACAAGAAAACUAAGGUAAUUAAUUUAAGAGACAUUUAUUCUACAGUUAUAGAUGCACACAAUUUGAGGACGAAGGAUUCUGGGCCAUUUAAUGGUUUUGUCAACUAUGUACAGUCCAAAAGCAUGGAUAAUCUAAAAUCUCCUGAUUCUUUUUGUGCAGCAAUGUUAGCCAAAAGUACCUGGCACACCCCCACUGGCAAUACUACAAAGCCUAUGGAUCCAAAAGAAAAAGCUGUUAAAAAGCACUGCGAUUCUGGAACAAAUUUGCAGCAACAAAUCUCCAAAGAUAGAAAGACAUUAUCAGGUACUGUGUACAGUAUUUGCAGAGACAGAAUUAGGAUGAAUGAUUGGGCCCAAAUGCCCAAAAUGUGUGGCACUAAGUCAAUUGUUCCAUCUUCCAUAAAUGCAUUCACACUGCCUGUCAUCAAACUGAAUAACUGUGUUCUAGAAGAGGGCAAUACAAGAAGUGGAAUAAAUGGGAACAAAACACAAACUUCAGCAAAAUGUAAUGAAACUCAAGAAGAAUUUGAGAAUGUUGCCUCUGAUCAGAUCGGAACUACCAAAUGCAUUUCAGCUGCUGUAUCCAUAAGCAGCGAUCAACCUGAAGAUAACAUCCAGGACACAGAGACUUCAAAUACCUCAUGGUUAAAUCAUAACCAAUUCGCAUCUAACAAAAGCUCUAAAAAUUCUUCUUCCCAAGUGAGCCAGGUUUCUCCAGCUCCCUUCCAGAGAGAAUCAGGAUCCAAUCUUUCCCUCCGCAGUUUGCCAACUCACCCUAAACUUCUAAACCUUGAUGAAUAUCCUUCUACUUCCACAAUGCUGAGUGAAGAGAUAGAUCCAAGCUGCGCAGAUUUAGACUGCACCAACAGUAAGGGCUACACAAUAUUGGGUGACAGCAGUUCCUUUGGGUCUGCUCAGUUGCUACCAGAAGCCAUAAACCAGUCCAGUGAUUGUACAGAGAACCCUAAUAAAGACAUCACUGAAGAGAAUACAAAACCAAGUGAUGAACAAAGUGUGGACAAACCUCAGCAAUGUGUGCAAAGGCAGUACACAAAGAAAGAGAAGUUGCUAAUGAUUUCUGGUUCAUAUUGUACCGUAAGAAUAAACGAUGAUGAAUUUGAUAAUAUUUAGUAAUAAUGUAUUCAUGCAUAGUUGGAUUCAGAUAUAGAAGAUACAGUGGAACUAGUAGCAAAUGAAUGAGAGAAUGUCACAUACAUGUAGUUAUUGAUCACUGAAUGUCAGUCAAGUUCCAAAGACUCAUAGUUUAUUGUUCUCGAACUAACCCAUCCAGUUUCUUUAGUUGCUUCCAAUUGUAAAUGCCUCAGCCAUUAGUUGGCAAUUGUUCAUCUCAGUUAAACACUUCAUAGGAGUUUUCAAUAUAAUUAGUUAUUUGUAAACAGUUUAUGAACAUUGAAA